Molecule: messenger RNA, 321 nt
Organism: Anisakis simplex (herring worm)
Lineage: Eukaryota; Metazoa; Nematoda; Chromadorea; Rhabditida; Anisakidae
Source: the annotation of a GenBank genome assembly
AUGUUUUGGGGUAUGGUCCUUGUGAUAAAUCUUUUCAAGGGUAACGACUGGUCAAGGACUGGUAUAUUCCCACGUGUCACUAUGUGUGAUUUUGAGGUGCGUGAACUGGGUAAUAUUCAUCGUUGGUCGGUGCAGUGCGUACUUCCACUGAAUAUGUUCUCGGAAAAGCUUUAUAUUAUUCUGUGGUUUUGGCUUCACAUUGUUCUGGUGGUGACGUUCGUCAACUUGACCAUAUGGAUGUUCCAAAUUCUGCGUGACCAAAGUCGCAUGGACUUCAUCAAGGAAAUGCUUGAUAAUGCACAGGUGAAUGGCAAAUUAUGA